AUGACUAUUUACAGCUCCGAUAUCAAGGUGGAUAUCCCACUUGACCUAAACCUUACCGAGCUCCUCCAUUCCAGUGCACAGUCUCCUCCAGUGCCUGGCAGCCACAUCGUUUUCGAAGAUGACUUGGAAGGCCGGAGUCUGAGCCUAGAUGGCCUUCGGAGGAACGCUGGUGCACUAGCGCACACAUUGCACUCGCGUUAUAACCCACGCGAUCAAAGCCGAUGGGCUCUGAUCUUGCCGAAUUGUGUCACCAUUAUCGAAGCUUUUCACGCGGUGCUCUGGCUUGGUGGAGUGGUCUGCCCCAUCAACCACCAGCUGCCUGCUUCGGACAUCAGUCAUGCAUUGGCAGUCACUAAGCCCGAAUAUGCCAUCGUCUACGCACCCGUUGUCCGCAAGGUGGAGGAAGCCAUCGAAGCCGCGAGACGAAAAGAUCCAAAUGCAUCCGCGCCACAGAUCAUAGUGGUUCUUGACGAGAGCCAUUCUCACUAUCCCACCUUGCAUCAGGGCUUCUCCGCCCACAAGAUUCUCCCUGUACCCCAUUACAACAGCACGGAAGAUCGCUUGGCGAGUAUCCAUUUGUCUUCAGGCACGACUGGCCUUCCCAAGGGGGUCAAGCUCUCGCACUUGAACUAUGUCGCCAAUGUCUACCAGCUUCAGAGGCAUGAUCCUGAUCGUUGGUCUCCAGAAGAGUCCGUGCUCUCGAUCACUCCCUUUGUGCAUCUUGCCAACGGCACGAUUCCAUUCUUUCUAGGACCGUGGACGGGCAUGCGACACAUAAUCAUGACCUCGUUUGACGUCGAGCAGCUUGGGAGGACGGUGCAGAGAACGAGACCUACCACGAUUCAAAUGGUGCCCGCUAUUGCUCGUCUCUUUUUCCAGAGAUAA
Molecule: messenger RNA, 885 nt
Organism: Thyridium curvatum
Lineage: Eukaryota; Fungi; Ascomycota; Sordariomycetes; Thyridiales; Thyridiaceae
Exons: 1
Coding region: 1-885 (294 amino acids)
Molecular function (GO): CoA-ligase activity
Source: RefSeq, a predicted model, not a curated record